Syngnathus typhle (broad-nosed pipefish) is the source of this 1463-nucleotide messenger RNA. It is a transcript of the gene mrps27, whose product is annotated as mitochondrial ribosomal protein S27. The transcript has 11 exons. Gene Ontology annotation, molecular function: protein binding. The coding region runs from base 47 to 1297 and encodes 416 amino acids. The record is from RefSeq and is a predicted model, not a curated record. Lineage: Eukaryota; Metazoa; Chordata; Actinopteri; Syngnathiformes; Syngnathidae. Gene Ontology annotation, cellular component: mitochondrion.
UGCUUGCAAUCGCCCCCCUCUAACUUACAAUUGGUAUCGUCCAAAGAUGGCAGCCUCCGUGUUGAGAAGAUGCAUGACUGCUGCUGUCAAAGUUAAACGUUUCUCUCCGUCUGUGUCAGCCAGAAGAUGUUUACUGUCAUCAGCUUAUUCAGACACUACGCUGUGGGAAGCAAGAGAAAAGGACCCACAGAAUUUGGCUUUGCUGGCCAACAACAUGGACAGAUUAUAUGACAGGAAUCUUCCUGUUAGCUCUCUGACUGUCUCACAGUUUGUAGACAAUAUAUCAUGCCAAGAGGAGGUGGACCAAGCCGAGUACUACCUUUACAAGUUCCGUCACAGUCCAAAUUGUUGGUACCUUCGAGACUGGACCGUUCAUAGUUGGAUCAGGCAGUGUCUGAAAUACGGUGCCAGAGACAAGGCCCUGCACACGCUACAAAACAAGGUCCAGUAUGGAAUCUUCCCAGACAACUUCACUUUCAACCUGCUCAUCGAUUCUUUCCUGAAGGACAAAGACUACAAGAGUGCGUCCUCCGUGGUGGAGGAGGUGAUGCUCCAAGAAGCCUUUGACCUUGAGUCCACGCAGGUCCUGUCUCUCUAUACGCUGGCCAGUUACCUCGCAAGCAGACCUCAACUCACUGUGUCGCAGGAGCGAGCGCUGGGCGCCUCGCUGCUUAUCUGUGGCCUCAAGCAAGACAACAGCGUAGGCCUCACAGCUAGCUUCUUGGGAAACCUUCUGCUAGGCAAGGUAGAGAUGCAGGAGGGCAUCCAUGCUGUGUUCAAAGGCAUGCCCCUCUUUUGGGAACGAGGAUAUAUGAGUCGAGCACUGGCCGUCAUGGAGAGUGUUGCCGCCUCGCCCGCUGACGUCAAACUGUCCAAAGACUCGUUGGUUUAUCUAGAGGCCGCGCUGCACGAAUUGUCCUCCACCUCGUCCGACUCUUCUGAUUCGUCUGGAGAGGAGUCAUCAGAGGAGGAAGAGCGGAAGGAAGUUGAUGAAGAAGACCAGGCGGCGAGAGAAAAGCUUUCUGAAUACGAGAGCAAAUUGAAGGCGAUGGGCAGCCAGCUGGAGACUCAGGGAAAAGUUGACACGGCCGACUUUCAGACGUUGGCAACUGGUCUGGCCCAGCAACUUCUGCCCUCGGUGGAGAGACCAGACCUGGAUCAGUAUCAGACUCUGCUGGUGGCCUGGGAGGCCGAGAGGAAGCAGCUGAUCCAGAGGGAGCAGGAGAACAGGAAGAAGGCCCAAAAGGAGAAGGAGGAGCGACUCGCUGCCAAAGCGGCACUCCAGCAGGAGGCUUAAAGGUUCCUCACUGCAGCUAUCACUUAGUCUGUUAAUAUUGUACAUGUUUCUUUUUUGGGUUAAGUCCAGCAUUCAAAGCAAAUGGCUUCACUUGUGCAAGUCUCGUCAUGUGAACUUUUGUGAUUAAAGAAGGACGGAAUGUUGUGAUCACAUCCUCCCAUUCCUA